Gadus morhua (Atlantic cod) is the source of this 2830-nucleotide messenger RNA. RefSeq names its product leiomodin 2 (cardiac) b (gene lmod2b). Gene Ontology annotation, biological process: muscle contraction; pointed-end actin filament capping; myofibril assembly. Gene Ontology annotation, cellular component: striated muscle thin filament; myofibril; cytoskeleton. Lineage: Eukaryota; Metazoa; Chordata; Actinopteri; Gadiformes; Gadidae. The record is from RefSeq and is a predicted model, not a curated record. The transcript is spliced from 6 exons. Gene Ontology annotation, molecular function: tropomyosin binding. Bases 481 to 2280 code for a protein of 599 amino acids.
CUGGAGAGAUUAGAAGAGGGGAAGACGGACACACAUACACACACUUAUCCAUAUCUACAAGCGGCCAGCAACCCAAGUCAGACCUAUGUUGAUGCAGCUGACAGGAGUCGAUCUAGUUUGGACCAAGGGGGGAUAGACUCGCUGUUAUCAGACCCCGGGCCCCUGAUCCAAGAGCUAGUGACUGAGACAAAGGGUCUGGACGGAUCCGCUGGGUAUGAGGGCGUCUUUGCCAGACCGCUGACUUCUUUGAAGCCCACAAAUCACCCUGGACUCACUUGGUGACCCUGGAGUGUUUUCUGGGGAAAAACACUAAACGUUUCUGGAACUUUUUUUAAAAGGUGUUGAGAAUACAUUCGGAAGUCCUCCGGGCUUGUUGGAAGUUUUUGAAUCGGGGGGGGGGGGAAACGUUUUGAGAGGUUGAGAGCGCCUCAACCCUCUUAAAAAAAACUGUUGGGAUCGACGGUUGACUACGUUUCAGCCAUGAGCUUCUUCGGCUACCGGCGGGAGCUCAGCAAGUACGAAGACGUGGACGAAGACGAGCUCCUGGCCUCCCUCAGCCCGGAGGAGCUGGCCGAGCUGGAGAAGGAGCUGACGGACAUCGACCCGGACGCCAACGUACCCACCGGGCUGAGACAGAGGGACCAGACGGACAAGACCCCCACGGGGACCUUCAGCAGGGACGCCCUCAUGAAGUACUGGGAGUGCGAGACGCAGAAACUGAUGGAGGAUGAGAUCAGCGGGGGCAGUCCUAAAAUGGAUGGGGAACAGGAAACAGAAUGCGUGACGGAAAACAGCAGCGAGGCAGAGGACGAAAAAGACGACGUCACAGAGAAAGAAAUAAAGAAAUCGAUGAAUGAAAGAGAGGAAGACGAGGAAGAAGAUGAAAACAAGGAUGAAGAGGAUAAAGAGAGUGAGGAGGAAGAGGAGUUGGAGACAGAAGAAGAGGAGGAGGAGGAAGAAGAAGAGGAGGCUGAGACAGAGGAGGACGAAGAGGAGGAGGAGGAAGAGACUAAAACAAAACCAGAACAGCCAAAGUGUUCUGGGGUCGGCUCCAGUUUCUCUGUGGAAAGAGCUGACUCAGCUCUUUCCACACAGGAAGACACUCCUAAGCUCUUAAAACCUCAGAGGGUGGAGCCUAUUCGUGUGACUCCGCCCCCUCCAGCAGCGGACUGCAACGCCACUGGGAACCCGACCAUUGUCGACGACGUUCUGGAACGUAUCCUAAGCGACGACCCGGAACUAAGAGAGGUCAACCUCAACAACAUCGAUGACAUCUCCAAGGAGAACCUGAUCCGCUUCGCCGAGGCCCUGCGGUCCAACGGCCACGUGCAGACCUUCAGCCUGGCCAACACGCGGGCGGACGACGCCGUGGCCCUGGCCAUCGCCAAGAUGCUGGCCGAGAACUCGUCCAUCGUCAGCCUCAACAUCGAGUCCAACUACGUCAGCGGCAAGGGCGUGAUGGCACUGGUCCAAGCCCUCCCGCACAACCACACCCUGACCCAGCUGCGCUUCCACAACCAGAGGCACAUGUGUGGAGGACAGGUGGAGAUGGAGAUGGUGAAGAUCCUGAGGGAGAACCACACGCUGAUCAAACUGGGCUACCAGUUUAACCUCCCCGGGCCCCGGAUGAGCAUGACAGGGAUUCUGACCCGGAACCAGGACCGGCAGAGACAGAAGAGGCUGCAGGAGCAGAGGGAGCAGAACCAGAAGAACCAGCAGGGGGCGACAGAGGGGGCCGUUAACCCUCGCACCACUGCACUGAAAAGCACGGGCAUCUCCUCUCCCCUGUCCUCCCCCUGGUCCUCACCCAAACUCCCCCGGAACAUCAGCAAUGCGGCGCCCAAAGUCCAGCCUCCGCCCCCCCCCCCGCCGCCGCCUCCCCCUCCUCCCCCGCCGCCUCCUCCCCCUCCUCCCCCACUACCUCAGACGAAGAAGACGGCCAAGCCCACCAGGAUGAUCGCCGCGGUGAUACGGGCGCACGAGGAGGGGGGGAGCGGGGGGGAGGUGAGGAAGCAGAGGGGGGAGGGGAAGAGGAAGAAAGGGAAGAAGAGCAAGGAGAAAAAGGGGGGGGCGACGAUGGGGGAGACGGGGAGCAUCCUGAAGGAGCUGAAGAACGCCCUGCGGCCCGUGGGCUCGGAGCGGCGGGAGGAGGGGGGCGGCAGCCGGCCCUCCACGCCCCUGAGGUCGGCCCACGACCAGCUGAUGGAGUCCAUCCGCUGCAGCAACCUGAGGAGCCUGAAGCGGGUGCAAGUGCCACAAAGAUCUUCUAUAAUCGAUUGAAGAAGAUGGAUACGGAUGUAUGACUUUUUGAAUACAAGAACGCGUAAAGUACAGGUAACCAUGAAGGAUAAAACACCAAGUCACUGCAAUCGACAAGGAGAACAUCUCUCUAUUAAUGAUUAAAAAAUUAUACUGGAUUUCUGCACUGGAAUAUUAUUAAUACACUUCAACAAUGUAUUUGUAUUUUCACGGACGCCCAUUUAGAAUUUUUACUUGAUUUUAUUUUGUGUCAAACUAAUGUUUUGGACUAUAUUGGCUGUUUUUUUUAUAAAGGACUACAUUCUUGUAAUAAUGUAUAUAUGUGGUUGAAUUGUACACUCAUAAAUAGGCAGACUGUAUUAGCUAAAUGGAUACAACGGUAAUCAUCACAUGUUGCAGUCGAAUCCGUUGCCCAGGUAAUUCAAUAGGGUAUAGUACACUCCUCCUUACAGAGAAAUCUUAAAGGGUUUGUUUUAUUCAGUUCUAUACAAGUAAAGCAUAUGUGAAAUGGCACGAUAAAGUGCAUGUGAAUAAGUCAGUAAAUAAAGUGAAUAAAAUGCGUUACACAAUA